This is a messenger RNA of Bombina bombina (fire-bellied toad), 2447 nucleotides long. It is a transcript of the gene WBP11, whose product is annotated as WW domain binding protein 11. Gene Ontology annotation, biological process: mRNA cis splicing, via spliceosome. The record is from RefSeq and is a predicted model, not a curated record. Bases 245 to 2134 code for a protein of 629 amino acids. Lineage: Eukaryota; Metazoa; Chordata; Amphibia; Anura; Bombinatoridae. The transcript is spliced from 12 exons. Gene Ontology annotation, cellular component: spliceosomal complex.
UUAUAUAACAACCUGUUGUAAACGAAUUUAACUCUUUAUUGCGGUUUACGUCUUGAGUGUAUAUUUUUGCGUGAGUCUUCGCACGGGGGAAUUAUACUUGUAGUUUACCUGAGUCUAGUUCAUUGCGGAAGUACUAGUUCGUUGCUGUUUGAGUUCUAGAUGGUAAAGUGAGCGGCGUUUUUGGUUUCUAUAAAAGGUUACAGUUUUUUCCGUGUCUAGUGGGUAGUAAGAAAUCUGCCUGAAAAUGGGGCGAAGGUCAACGUCCUCCACCAAGAGUGGGAAGUUCAUGAAUCCCACUGAUCAAGCACGAAAGGAAGCCAGAAAGAGAGAACUGAAAAAGAACAAGAAGCAGAGAAUGAUGGUGAGAGCAGCUGUGCUAAAAAUGAAGGAUCCAAAACAGAUAAUUCGGGAUAUGGAAAAACUUGAUGAGAUGGAGUUUAAUCCUGUGCAGCAACCACAGCUCAAUGAAAAAGUUCUGAAGGACAAACGUAAAAAAUUGCGGGAAACAUUUGAACGUAUCUUACGUCUGUAUGAGAAGGAAAAUCCAGAGAUGUACAAGGAACUCAGAAAAAUUGAACUUGAUUAUGAGCAGAAAAGAUCACAGCUCAGCCAGUAUUUUGAUGCUGUAAAGAAUGCCCAACAUGUUGAGGUGGAGAGUAUCCCUCUACCAGACCUGCCUCAUGCUCCUUCUAAUAUUUUAAUUCAAGACAUCCCAUUACCAGGGGCACAGCCUCCUUCCAUACUGAAGAAAACCUCUGCUUAUGGGCUCUCUAGUCGAGGUGUCUCUGUAGCUUUCCCCCCUGGUCAUGGGGUUCCACGUUUACCUCCAGGAAGGAAGCCUCCUGGACCCCCACCAGGCCCUCCUCCACCACAAGUUCUGCAGAUGUAUGGUCGUAAAGUUGGCUUUGCGUUGGACUUCAAUAGAAGAAGGGAGGAUGAUUUGAGGUACAGCCCUGAUACAGCUAACAGGGGGCACCAUGAUGGUUCUAGCUCAAGUGAAGAUGAAGGUUAUCCAAAUGAGAUGGAACAUAAGGAUGACGAAGAAAGCAGUGACGAUGACAGUGACAGCAAUCAGUCAGAUGGCAAGGACAGCGAUGAGGAUGAUGGGAGGAAGGACGAUAAAAGAAGUCAUAGUGUGCGAUUUUCUGAUGCACUAGAGAUGUCACGUAAGAAGCGAAAGAAGCAAGUCAAAGAUCUGACUCCGCUCCAAGCAAUGAUGUUGCGUAUGGCAGGUCAAGAGUUUGCAGAUGAGGAUGAAGACCAUGAUGGAGAGGAUUAUUCAUCCACAUCGUCUUCUGAAGAUGACUCAGAUGCAGAGGACACUCCUCGUGAUGAAGAGUCUAAAACGGAGUCCAAAUCUGAAUCAAGCACAGCAUCACAAAUUACAAUGCCACCUCCUGUUACUGUCCCCCCACCCCCAAUGCAGAUGCCUCCCUCCAUCAUGACAGGACCCCCUCCACUUGGUCCCCCUCCAGUUCCACCUCUAAGACCACCUGCACCACCAUCAGGACUUCCUCCAGGCCCACCUCCAGGUGCUCCUCCAUUCCUGAGACCACCUGGAAUCCGUGGGCCACCACCUCGACUGCUUCCUCCAGGACCCCCACCAGGGCGUCCACCAGGUCCUCCUCCAGGUCCUCCCCCUGGCCUGCCACCUGGACCACCACCCCGUGGCCCACCACCUCGCCUUCCUCCACCUGCCCCUCCAGGUAUACCACCACCUCCUCGUCCCAUGCUGCGUCCUCCCAUUGGCCCUCCUCCUAGUGCAGCACCUCCAGGCCUUUAUCCUUCAACACCAUUGGCGAAUCCCGGUGUAUUGAGUGCACCUCCCAGCUUGAUUCAGCGUCCCAAAUCAGACGAAACUGGGGCAACCAUUGAGAAAAAGGCCACUGCAACCAUCAGUGCCAAACCUCAGAUUACUAAUCCCAAGGCUGAGGUUACCCGUUUUGUACCAACCGCACUCCGUGUGCGUAGAGAGAACAAGGGAUCAGUACCUGCUUCAGUUCAGAAGAAACCAGAAGUCGAAAUUGCUAGGCCAGUGGUUAAAACCGGGCCAAAGCAGGGAAUCCAGAUGCCUGUACAGACCAAGGACGAUAUGUAUGAGGCAUUUAUGAAAGAGAUGGAAGGUCUUCUUUAAAGUUUUCUUUCUAACACUGUUAAGAGUUUACUUCCAGUAGAAACUGCAAAACCUUACCAUAGCAAACCUAAAUCUCAACCACGGAGUAUAGCGAGCAAAAAGUAUUCUACUACAGUUAUGUGUUUGCUGGUUUCAGUGAUAAUCAUUGUGGGAUAUAUUUUAUUUCAAACACAUCUUAUGAUCUCAAUAGCCAAGGAUUUACUCUCUGUAAUGUUCUGUGUUGUACCUAGAAAUGCUCAAUAUCAUUUUCAUUAGAUGUGCUGUACUUUUUUUUAAAAAAGAAGAAAAAAAAAGAAAAAUCUGAAAAAAAGUA